Molecule: messenger RNA, 1917 nt
Organism: Plasmodium gonderi
Lineage: Eukaryota; Apicomplexa; Aconoidasida; Haemosporida; Plasmodiidae
Exons: 2
Coding region: 1-1917 (638 amino acids)
Molecular function (GO): RNA binding
Source: RefSeq, a predicted model, not a curated record
AUGGCCUUGGGAUUAUUUAAAAAAAACAAAGGAAACGACAACCUAGCUGAGGAAAAGAAUGUUGCAGAAGAGGACAAUAAAAUUGAAAAUAAAGUAACGGAAUCCACUGCUGCAGAUUCGGAAGCAAAAUUUGCAGUUUCAAAUAAGAAGAAAAACACCAAGAAGGGAAAAACCACAAAGAAAGACGCUUCUUCGGCUUCAUCCUCCACCACAUCUGAUUCUUCAGAUAAUAGCGAUGGCGAGGCGAAUAAGGAAGCUGUGGACGCAGAUGCAGGACAAGUGUUGAAUGGAGAAACAAAUAACAAUGUAUCUAAGUCUAGUUCUGAUUCAUCUGAUACCUCCGAUUCUUCAGAUGAAGAAACCAAAGAAGUUGUGCAACCGGUGAAAUUGGCAAAAUCGUCCAAGCCAGAAAAGGAAGAAAAGGCCAAGAAAAACGAACAAUCGAAACAACACGAAGAUUCGGAUUCAGAUUCCGAUUCUGAUUCAGACACUGAUUUCGAUUCGGAUUCAGACUCAGACGAGAAUGAAAUAGAACAGCAGAAACAGAACCCAAAGCAGAAGCAAAACAACAAAAAAACUGCGUCGAACAUGAAUAGUGAAGACCAGUCAAAUGCACUAGCAGGUGGAAAAAAUAAAAGAAAAAACGAAAUUGUUGCAGAAACAAAUAAGGGAAAAAACAAAAAACAGAAAUUUAAUAAAAAUGAUAAAAACGGAAAGAACAAGAAUAAUGCUGAAAAUCAAGAAAAUGGAGAAAAAUCGUCUACUACCGUUAUUCCCACGGAGUUCAUAAUUACCAUUAUCAACAUUAGCAGAGAAACCAAAGAAUCAGAAUUGAGAAAUUUUUUAAAAGAAUUACUGAAUGAAGAUUAUGUAGAAGACAAAAUUUAUGUAUAUUUGAAUAAGCAUAACAACAGUGCAUAUGUAUAUUGUUCUGAAAAGAAGAUCAAUGACACAUUGGUUAAGAAACAUAAUGAAAAAUUCAAUGGAGUACCAGUAAAAAUUCAUGAAAAUCCAAAUGCAUUAAGCUCAAUCAUGGUUACUCAUAUGAGCAAGAAUACCACAGAAGAAGAGGCAAAGCAGGUUUUUGAAAAAUAUGGAAACAUUAAUAAGUUAUGGUUUAAUCCUAAUAAAACCAAACUACAAAUCACAUUUGACAAUAUGGAAAGUUGUGUUAAAGCAUUGGAACAAGAUGGAUGUUUAUUAGGGGAAAGUUAUGUGCAUGUUGGUCUGAUACUGAAUGGAAAUAACAGCUUCAAUUUUUCAGAAAACAAUUUUGCAUACAAGAGUAACAGGAACAAUUAUUACAAUAACAAUAAAAAUAACAACAGUCAAGAUUUCGAAGGAGGAAAUGCUGGAGGAGGAAGGUCAAAUGGUAAUGCUGGUCAAGGUGGUUUCUUUGGAAAGAAGUUUGGACAUAUGAACAAAUUCAACAGAAACGGAAGCAACUUUGACAGGAACAAUGGAAACAAUUUCAACAGAAAUGGAAGUAACUUCAACAGGAACAACAACAAUGGUGGAAACUUCAACAGAAACGGAAGCAAUUUCAACAGGAACAACAAUGGAGGUAACAAUAACGACGAUAUGAAUGGAGGAGGAAUAACUUUCACCAAUGGAAACAGCUUCAACCGAGGAAACAAUUUCAACAAGGGAGGAGGAAAUUUCAACAAGAAUGGCAACUUCAAUAAGAACGGCAACUUCAACAAGGGAGGAAAUUUCAACAAGAAUGGCAAUUUCAACAAGAACGGCAACUUCAACAAGAACAGCAACUUUAACAAGAAUAGUAACAAUAACAAUGAAGAUGGAAACAACAACGAUAACAAUAACAACAGCAACAAAAACGAGGCGAACAAGAAGAAAUUCAACAAGAAGAACAAAAAAAAUCAACAGAAGGAGGUCAGCACGAAUGCCGACAACUAG